AUGUCAUCAACGCCAGAUAUCAACCCAUAUGAGGUGUUGGGGGUUCCGAAAGAUGCGAUAUUAGCUGAUAUCAAAUCCGCCCAUCGCAAGCUCGUUCUAAAGUGGCACCCUGACAAGGUCAAGGUCAAUGAUGAAUCUCUGAGGAACAAGGCUCAGGAUGAGUUUCAAAGAGUGCAGCAAGCCUACGAAAUUCUUUCGGAUGAGACAAAAAGACAAAAGUACGAUGCGAAGGCUCGCUUAGCUGAGCUACGUCGCGAGGCGCAGGCACAGGGAGUGUCUGUCAACAUCGGUGGUGCAUCUCCCUACCCGCGGGCGAGCGGCUCGAGCGGUGCUCGUGAGUUUCGCAAUGGACGGAUAUACGAAGAGAGGACCCCGGCCGAUGCUCCCUAUUUCGAUGAGGAUCUUCAGUUCUCCGAAGGGUCGCGAUCGACAUCACGCAAGUACGACGAGUUUGGAAAGCGACCCACCAAGCCAUCAGAUGAGAAGAAGAAAACCAAAGGCGAUACUCCCAGUGCUCGCGCAGCAAAGGAUAUGGCUCGCGACAGUCCAAAGACGACCCACACCAGUCGCGCCAAGUAUCGUACCAAGGAACGCAGACGGGAAGCAUUCGAGAAAUACGACCGGGCCGUUCCUGCCUCGUCGGUUUACGUGAGGAUCAAGCGGCCCUCCGAAAAGCGCAAUCGGGACUCUUCCUCCCGCAAAGCCAGACCGACAGAGUCGUCUCGCCGGCGCGAGCCGGCGCGAUACGACAACGAUGAGUAUACCGAUGAAUAUGAGUCGAAGCACGACAAACUGCACACCACAGCCCGAGAUUACAUUAUGCGCUCCAAGGGAACCGUGCCUAUCGAGAUCGAUAGUCGGCCGCAAGGGUCCCGUUCGCCACCACGCCGUCAUAACUACGAAUCAGCAGAUCGAGAGUCAUCCUCUUCACGGCACUCAGAUAGGUCGAAGCGGCCUAGCAAGGAAAGCGUGCGUACGACCAGCUCUCGCAGUGGAUCAUACGAGAAGCUCGAAACCACGGCCCGGUCCUACGAGACAAAGGUGCCUAGCAUGCCGACUGCGGCAACUUCACCUGCAGCCAAACUUCCUCCAUCCGUCCGGCCUUCCCUGCAACCCUCGCGGUCUGCAAGCUCCGCACAAUCCCAUUCCCGCCCCAAGGGCAUUAGCCGCUCUGACAGCCUCGGACCUAUGGUCUAUGAGCUUAGCUCGCGGGCAGCGAAACUGAGAGGAACGGACAAAUACGAUUCAGGGUACUCAAGUCCAAGUACGCCAGAAAUGGCAUCUGGGGAGAUCCCGUCUAAGUCAACUCGGUAUAAGAUCUUGACGAAUCCGGAUAUGGUGGUGGUAGAACCCAGCAUACCGCCACCACAGAAGUCUCCGAGACACGCAAGGGGGUACUCACCGCCACGUCAAGAACGUCCUGCUUCAGGGCGCCCUAUGCCGAAGCCUCCAGUCCGAAGCAGUACUUACGCCUACCCCACGGAGCACUCGCCACGCUAUGAGCCCGCACCUCGUCCAAGUGCAUCCAGGCAGUCUUCCAGUCGGCCUCUUUAUCGCGAGGUUUCCUCACCAAAGGAGAAAGAGUUCAGGUACGCGCGAGAGGUGGGACCGGAGCAUAUUCCAUCACGCGAUCCUCACAUUCGACAAUCGUAUGGAGACUAUGCCAUGCCACCCUUAGAACGGCGGCAAUCCGCUUUUGCUCGAUGA
Messenger RNA from Aspergillus sclerotioniger CBS 115572, 1707 nucleotides. RefSeq names its product DnaJ-domain-containing protein. Gene Ontology annotation, biological process: protein refolding. Bases 1 to 1707 code for a protein of 568 amino acids. The transcript is spliced from 2 exons. The record is from RefSeq and is a predicted model, not a curated record. Lineage: Eukaryota; Fungi; Ascomycota; Eurotiomycetes; Eurotiales; Aspergillaceae. Gene Ontology annotation, cellular component: cytoplasm.